Molecule: messenger RNA, 1386 nt
Organism: Entrophospora sp. SA101
Lineage: Eukaryota; Fungi; Glomeromycota; Glomeromycetes; Entrophosporales; Entrophosporaceae
Source: the annotation of a GenBank genome assembly
AUGGAACAAUUAACACAUUUAACGGGGAAAAAGUUGGAAUCAUUAAUGAACAAGAAAUCCAGUUCUCAGAAGAACACUGAGAAAAUAAACAAAAAUUAUGCUGAAAAUUCAAACAAAGUUUGCGAUGAUGAUGAAGAAGAGAUAACUACGAAAAAAGAUGAUGAAUAUGACGACGAAAAUGGUGACAAGCACGAAAAGGCCGGAAAGAGAAAGAAAUUAGAGAAAAAAUUGAUCGAAGGUUUUAAGUUGAGGUUUGAAAUGAUAAGUAUGGACGACAAAUGGAGGCUUUUUUCAGGCAUAUUUGCAGAAGAUGACUUGUAUAAUUGGGCAGUGACUCAACGUUCCGAAACACUUGCACACUCUUUUAUACUUGAUACAGGUUGUCAAAAAGGUAUAGAACUAUUUAGUUUAGAAGAAAAAGAAAUAAUUACGAACACUGAUAAAAAAACUUUUUCAGAUGUUGUAGAUGAUGUUAAAAAAUACGUCAUGAAAUAUCAUAAGCCAUGGCUUGUGAGUCAUGUUUGGAUCUUUGUUAUUGAGGUGAUAUUAAAAGAUAUUGAAGAAAUAAGAAUUGGAAAGUCAGAUGGUGGUUCGUCUGCAUCAAAAAUUCGAAAAAAUAAGAAAAGAAAAAUCGGAGAAUCUGUCAUUCGUGGCAGAAAAAUCGAUUUAUUGCUAAAACUCUGUAAUAGUUCAAGGGAAAUAUUAGCUGGAAAAGUAGCAAGAACAGGAGAUAUUCGUGAUAAAAAGACUUUAAAGAACAGAAUGAAGCUAUUAAAACUUAUGAAAGAUAUGCCCGAUUUAAUUAUUGAGUCACUUCCAUCAACAACAAUUGAAAAUUACAGGAAAAAUAAAGGCAUUAUUUAUAUUAUGGAUCGCUCUGGAGGAGUUGUCUCGCGAUUGACUAAAAAAGCCAAUUUAGAAGCACCAAUAUACAUUGAAGGUCUUUGUGGUUUAAUUUUAUCAAUAAUUACAAUUUUAGAAUUAAAGGUGCAGCAGAUGAACCAAGUUAAAGCCGAAAGAUUUCUAGCAAUUGGUCCAUUAACUAAUAUAGCAUUGGCUCAUAGCGAAAAUAAAUCUGUAUUCUUUAGAGUUAAACAAACUAUUACAUUAGGUGAUAAUAUUGGAAAUGUAACACUUUCGGUUGAAUUCAAUUUCUUUUCAGAUCUUCAACUUUCUGAAAUUCAUUCAAAUGUAUCAAUUGGUCCAUUAACUAAUAUAGCAUUGGCUCAUAGCGAAAAUAAAUCUGUAUUCUUUAGAGUUAAACAAACUAUUACAUUAGGUGAUAAUAUUGGAAAUGUAACACUUUCGGUUGAAUUCAAUUUCUUUUCAGAUCUUCAUGCAGUCAGUGAUUUGGUUGAGGCCACUAAAGGUUAUGUCCCCAAAUGA